Molecule: messenger RNA, 1457 nt
Organism: Betta splendens (Siamese fighting fish)
Lineage: Eukaryota; Metazoa; Chordata; Actinopteri; Anabantiformes; Osphronemidae
Gene: polr1e
Product: RNA polymerase I subunit E
Exons: 12
Coding region: 110-1372 (420 amino acids)
Biological process (GO): RNA polymerase I preinitiation complex assembly; transcription elongation by RNA polymerase I; nucleolar large rRNA transcription by RNA polymerase I
Cellular component (GO): RNA polymerase I complex
Molecular function (GO): DNA binding
Source: RefSeq, a predicted model, not a curated record
UUAAUUUACAUACAUUGUUAAUAAUAAAAAGCCCAUGAUGGCCUGAACUAACAUUCCCACGAAUACGGAAAUAGGAAGACACGAAUUAUCUUGCCUCACCUGGAAACAGAUGACACCAACAAUGGCUGCCUCCUGUUCGUUAGUGUGUUGUGAAGAGGAGAGAGAGUCAGAUAAAGCAGUUAUUGUUCGUUUCUCAAACGGCAACGUCAGAAAUGCAGACGAACUGGAUUUUACGAUGUACAAGAGCGCGGAUGAGAAUAACCCCAGGAAAAAGAGCCGACGGAUACUGGUAUCAGAGACCGACCGUCUUUGCUACGUUGGAAAUAACUUUGGAGCAGGUUCUUUGAAGUGCAACAACCUUUGCAAAUAUUAUGUUGGAGUGUUGAACAAGCAGACCAUGCAGAUGGAGGUUCACAAUGCUCAGCUCUUCAACAUGCUGCCUGUUGUACCAGGAGAGAAAACAGAAUCAGCAAAACCCCAGGACACUCCUCAAACCUACAGAGACAAGGUUGACUUGCUGAUUGAGGCGUUCGGCACCAACAAACAGAAGAGAGCGUUGAGCUCCCGAAAGCUGAACCAGGUGGGCAGUGAUACCCUGCAUCAAGCAGUGGCUAAGGCUGCCAGCUCUGUGAUUGAUCAGAAGGGUCUGGAAGCUCUACAACAGGAAGUAGCUGAGACGGAAUCUCAAGCAGACCUCUCUCUCCACCUUCCCCCAUGCCACGCAGAUGCUGACAAACCUGAGAAUGUCUACCUAUUUGAUGAUAUCCUGAGUCCAGUGGACUUUGACGCUUUGGAGGAGGCCGGAUCCAAUCUGGCAGCUCUCACCCCUGAGCAGCUGCAGAAGAUGAGAGACGACGGAGGGUGUCUGAGUGUUGUGAAGCACCUAGAGAACAUGCCAGCUGCAGGUGAAGCCAGAGACAAAAUAACCCGCUGUGCUUUUUACCUUUCUCUGCUGCUCAAACUGGCGCGUCAGAGGAACGUCACCCGCAAGUUUUGGCAGGAUGAAAGCUGUCCUCGCAUCCUUCAGAACAAACUGUUCAAAACAUUCACUGUGGAGACUUUCAACAAUGGCAGACUCCAGAACAUGGUGUCAGCGUCAAUGCGAGCCAAGUUAGCAUCUUAUUCCCUGGCUCUACUUCUGCAUAUGGGUCACAUGACUGCUGACCUCACACUGCUGCACCGUGACCUGGGAAUCACCGAGGCCAGGAUGGCUGAUAUUGCAAAGUCAAUGGGCCUUACUCUAGUCAGGCCAGCGCGAGGAAAGAGCAAGGACGCUGAGCCGCGGGAAGAACACAAGCAGGCCUCUCUGGUGCUACCGCUGGUGAAAUAUGAUCAGUUUAUGGAAAGGAAGAAACGCAAGAAAAUGCACUGAGCACACAAGAAAAGAGAACAGCAAGCAUCCAAACGAGAGGCAUUUAAUAAUUCAUUUUGUAGACAAAUAAAAUUGUGAACUCUUC